CGUCCGACGUGGGCACGAUGACAGGACCCGCAGGAACCACGUUUACGGUGACAGCUGUGCGCAUGGAUGCGACCGGACAAGGUCAGGUCCUACACCUCGGCCGAUUCGGCGACGGUGUAUCGCACAUGUUUACGCAGGGCGAGACUGUCCGACAAGAAGUCGACGCCGAAAAGCGCCUGCUGCAUUCGCGGCUUCACACCGCCGGCCAUGUCCUUGGUGCUGCUGUGAGGCAUCUUCUAGAGAAGGAGGUCAAGGACUUUGAUGAAUUAAAAGCGUCGCAUUUUCCGGGCUCGGCAUCCUGUGAAUUUCAAGGUCUGAUCGAAGGGAAGUGGAAAGAGCCGAUCCAGAAACGGGUAGAUGAAUAUAUCGCCGACAAGCGACCGGUCCAGGUUGAGUGGUGGGAUGAAGCCAUGUUUCGGGAAAAGGGUCUCGAACGAUUGAUUCCCGACCGGAGCCUGAUGCCCGGGGAGAAAUUCCGCGUGGUCAACAUUGUUGGAACCGAGGUUUAUCCCUGUGGAGGAACACAUGUCGAUACUACGGAUCGGUGUGGACCGACUAGCGUUAAGAAGAUCUCGAGAAAGUCGGGGAACUCUCGUGUUAGUUACGUCGUGAAUUGAUUAGGCACAUUUCUCCACAUGAGUUUCAGUUCUAUACACAACCGUACAGAGAGGAACUUGAAUUGCAAUCGAGAUCAAAAUAUCUCCGAUUAUCGCCACAUCCUAGGGUAGGGUGUGAUCACAUGGUUAUAUCUCAAGAAAUAUAUUUUCUGUCGCUUGCACCAACAUCUACCAUUCCAAAUGUCUACUCCGAGAUAACUAAUUCAUCAAGAUCGGGACCUAGUCAAUACCGUUUAGCUGGCUAUUUAUGAACAUACAGGGAGGGACACAACUUACCCCAUCCUUCCUCAUACGCACUGAACGUGAUGGUGUUUGUGUCGCCCUGCUCGAGAGCAGUAUGAAGGGUCGAGGUGAACGGCGUAUUCCCACUCCCAGAAGGCAGAAACGCGAGCACAUGAGAUUGACCAUUGACCGUGACGUUGGCGAAGCGCUGGGAGUUGUUUCCAUUCGCAUACCGGACACGGAUGGUGGUCUCUGUUGACGCCUCGCUAGCUAUGUUGCUAAUUUCCACCGUUCCAUCAUCAGGGCCACCAAUGUAGCCGACAGACUUUCCGCCAGAACAGCCGC
Messenger RNA from Aspergillus pseudonomiae, 1184 nucleotides. RefSeq names its product putative alanine--tRNA ligase. Gene Ontology annotation, biological process: tRNA aminoacylation; regulation of translational fidelity. NCBI's taxonomy places the organism in Eukaryota, Fungi, Ascomycota, Eurotiomycetes, Eurotiales, Aspergillaceae. Gene Ontology annotation, molecular function: ATP binding; Ser-tRNA(Ala) deacylase activity; aminoacyl-tRNA ligase activity. The transcript has a single exon. The record is from RefSeq and is a predicted model, not a curated record. The annotation marks the transcript as partial.